Haemonchus placei is the source of this 2136-nucleotide messenger RNA. Lineage: Eukaryota; Metazoa; Nematoda; Chromadorea; Rhabditida; Trichostrongylidae. The record is from the annotation of a GenBank genome assembly.
AUGGAAGCGCAGCCUCUCCAACCCAGCAAUACGAAACCGCUGGAUGUUGGAAAUGGUCAAGAAGCCGAAGAAGAAGAGUUGAAACUCAGUGCGGCUACAGAGAUGGCAAUUAAAGAAAUGUGCCACACCGAAUUUUGCCGCCCUGACCAAGAGCUGACUGCGCAGAUCAAUGAACUUUUCCCAACAGAGCAAUCAUUGGCUCAGCUAGAUACAGUAAUAGCUGCUGUGGAGGCUGAAAUCCAUGAUCUCGACGUAGAACUGGCAGCCUUGGUAGAAUCACAUGACGAGGUUGGAGCACAGGGCGAGGCUGCUUUGCAAGAGGCACAGAAAGCAAUGUCAGAGUUGGAACGUCGAAUCGACAGUAUACGAGGGAAAACUAGAUCAUCUGAUGAGAUUGUUCGAGAAAUGACGAGAGAUAUCAAGCAACUGGACAUUGCAAAACGAAAUCUGACGUCGUCUAUCACUACUUUACAUCAUCUGCAUAUCUUGCUUACGGGUGUUGAUUCAUUAGGUACCGGAUCUCUUUUCUUACCACUGAAACUAAAUAUUGACCACUAUUAUAUGGUUCUACUUCAUUUGUAUUUUCUUCUGAGCUAUGAUCAUAGUUUUUCAGCUGUUUGGGUGGAUCAACGUGACUACGCCUCUAUUGCAAGGCAACUACCAGCCAUACUCAAUGUUUUGCAACUGUUUGAUGAUUUUCAAGAAGUCGAGCAGAUGGCAAAAAUAACCAACAGGCUCAAUAAGUUGAAACAGGCUCUCACGGUUCAGCUAGCUGGUGACAUGAAGGCUGUUUUCCAGGCUGGGCAGUUGAGUGAACGAGUAACGGAUAUGUGUCGAGUGGCAGCUGCCUUGGAGGGAAGUGUGAAGUCAAAUUUCUGUCGUUGGUUUAUUGAUCAGCAAUUGUCUGAGUACACUGUGCUAUAUGCAGAGAAUGAAGAGGGAGCGUGGCUCGAUAAAAUUGAAGAAAGGUAUAAAUGGUAUGUACGCAAAUUGACGGAUUUUGAAAGAACGGGUCUCGCCAAAGUCUUCCCACCUGAUUGGGAUAUGGGGCGAUUAAUGACAAAGGAAUUCUGCAAUGUAACAAGGUCCGGCUCAUCAGCUGAGGUUCCUUCUCGAGAGUGUUCUACUCACGCAGUUCCAUUCUCGUCAUCUGCUGACAUGUUCUUACUGCUCAAAAAAGUUAUCACUGAGUGUAGUAAGCUCAGUAGUGAACCAGAUGCGUUAUUGAAAGAUGUAGUGGGAGUCGUUCGGGUUUGUCUGCGUAACUAUGCCCAUGGAUGUUUAACAGCAUUCUUACCCACAGCUCAUGGACAGCAAAGCGGAAGCAGUACGGCGAAUCUAUUCAAUCUGAUCCGGGAGGAUACGACUGUUUUACGAUUAAGCGCUGAUCAACAAUUCCUCACCUGUUGUAUAUUGGCGACAGCAGAUUGGUGUGCAGAGACGACCUUACAACUUCAAGAGAAGCUUGCACAGAGGCUGGCUGGAGUUGACCUGAGUCAAGAGAUGGAAACUUUCUAUGGAAUCACCAAUCAGGCCUUAGCCGUGUUAGUGCAGGAUCUUGAAGGAACUUGUGACACAGCACUACAAGCUAUCUCAAAGAUCACGUGGUCAACAGUAGAUGGUGUUGGUGAUGAGUCCCCGUUCGUAGGUGCAAUUCGAUCGCAUCUUCGCGCUGCGAUACCUCGACUUCGUGAUCUGUUAUCCGAUAGAAGGAAAUAUUUUGCACAUUUGAAUGCUACCAUAUUUAAUGCCAAAUUAAUACCGUCAUUGUUUGGAUUCUAUCUAUUAGCUUCAAUAGUAGUAAUGUCAAAUAUGGAUACACCUGAAGAUUUCGUGGAACACUAUUCAACUUUGCUGCCAGACUCUAAUACUUCCGAAUUGCAAAAGGUUCUUGAUAUGCGUGGUGUGAAGAAAGUGGAACAGACUGCUAUCCUGCAAGCCUACAGGCAAAGAUGUUUCGUUUUAAGGCAAAAGUUUGGAGCUGCUGCUGAUGCUGCGCCAACGGUUCCUGUCGGAAUGGGCAAUGCAUUAUCUGCAACGCAGGCAUUGAAUGCUGUCGUGUCGAUGGCAGCGGACGGGUUGGCCGAGACGACAAGUAUGAGGAGACUCGAAAAGCUUGUCAAGAGAAAUUUUUAG